CUAAUCUUCAGUAAAAGGGAUAGUGGCUGUGCCCCUGUGGUUUACUCCCUCUGUGUAAUGCUUUUGCUCUUGUUCUUUAGUUGACCUGGUUUUGAACUUUUUUUUUUUUUUAACAGUUCUCGGUAAAAUCAGGAGUGCUGUUGGGAGUGCCCAGCUUCUCAUGUCUCAGAAAUUCCAGCAAUUUUAUUGGCUUUGCCAACAAAAUAUGGACCCCAGCGCCAUGCCGAGACCAACGUCCCAGGACCUAGCUGGGUACUGGGACAUGCUGCAGCUUUCCAUCGAGGACGUCAGCAUGAAGUUUGAUGAGCUGCACCAGCUGAAGCUCAAUGACUGGAAGAUAAUAGAGUCACCAGAAAGAAAGUGCCCAAACACGUCUGGCUCCCUUUGGAUUUGGGGGAGAGGCUGAAAGGAGAAAGACACAG
This is a messenger RNA of Galeopterus variegatus (Sunda flying lemur), 422 nucleotides long. RefSeq names its product disks large-associated protein 2-like. Gene Ontology annotation, biological process: signaling. Lineage: Eukaryota; Metazoa; Chordata; Mammalia; Dermoptera; Cynocephalidae. Gene Ontology annotation, cellular component: postsynaptic specialization; glutamatergic synapse. Gene Ontology annotation, molecular function: molecular adaptor activity. The transcript is spliced from 3 exons. The record is from RefSeq and is a predicted model, not a curated record. The coding region runs from base 161 to 406 and encodes 81 amino acids.